AGCGAACGACUUGCAGUGCGUUGUUACGUUACGUAAAUCUCUUUGGUUACGUUACGUAUCUAUCAGAAAGCAGGAAGUGUGAUGUGGCUUUAACUCAGAACAAAAAUGUCGGCCAUUUUCAACUUCCAGUCACUUUUAACAGUGAUUCUCCUCCUGAUCUGUACCUGUGCCUACAUCAGAGCGCUGGCCCCCAGCCUGAUAGACAAGAACAAGACUGGGCUUCUAGGAAUUUUCUGGAAGUGUGCCAGAAUAGGUGAGCGGAAGAGUCCCUGGGUGGCUUGCUGCUGCGUCGUCAUGGCUUUUAGUAUACUGUUUCAACAGUAGCGGUCCCAAAUAAAAACCACAAAUGGAAACAUUGUGGGAAAUGCACAGACAUGGACAGUAAGAUCCUAGAAGCACAACAGGACCUUCAGUGAUUGUCACUUAGAUAAUGUAAAAACGGACAGCCGUCACCACUCCCCGGAGCCACGGAGGGAGAAAAUGUGUCUUGUGUGGGGGGAGGGGUCAGCUGAUAGCUCCAGGGUGUGUCUAGAUCCCUCCACGGAUUUCCAGGUCUGUCCUUGUGUUUGCUAAUGUGGAAUGUUUACUCCGUGUGUGUGUGUGUGUGUGUGUGUG
Messenger RNA from Cottoperca gobio, 615 nucleotides. RefSeq names its product transmembrane protein 167A (gene tmem167a). Bases 106 to 324 code for a protein of 72 amino acids. The transcript is spliced from 4 exons. The record is from RefSeq and is a predicted model, not a curated record. NCBI's taxonomy places the organism in Eukaryota, Metazoa, Chordata, Actinopteri, Perciformes, Bovichtidae.